Molecule: messenger RNA, 633 nt
Organism: Pistacia vera
Lineage: Eukaryota; Viridiplantae; Streptophyta; Magnoliopsida; Sapindales; Anacardiaceae
Product: ribulose bisphosphate carboxylase small chain, chloroplastic-like
Exons: 2
Coding region: 1-594 (197 amino acids)
Source: RefSeq, a predicted model, not a curated record
AUGGCAACCCAAAUGAUCUCAACAGCAGCAACUGCUGCAACCAUUAACGGCGGUGCCGCCACCGCAGCUCAGCCGAGCUUGGUGGCACCGUUCUCCGGUCUCAAGUCCAUGUCACCUUUCCCUGUAAGUCGGAAAAGCAACAGUGGUGACAUGAGGUCUGUGUCGAGCAAUGGUGGUAGAGUUCAAUGCAUGCAGGUUUGGCCACCACUUGGGAAGAAGAAGUUCGAAACGCUGUCGUACCUUCUGCCCCUAAGCCGGGAACAAUUGGCCAAGGAAGUUGAAUACCUGCUUCGCCAGGGAUGGGUUCCUUGCUUGGAAUUUGAGUUGCAGCAUGGAUUCGUGUACCGUGAGAACCACAGGUCUCCAGGAUACUACGACGGGAGGUAUUGGACAAUGUGGAAGCUGCUGAUGUUUGGAUGCACUGAUUCUUCUCAGGUUUUGAAGGAGCUUGACGAGGCUAUCAAAGCUUAUCCUGAAGCCUUCGUCAGGAUUAUUGGUUUUGACAAUGUCCGCCAAGUGCAAUGCAUCAGUUUCAUUGCCUACAAGCCCCCUGGCGUCUAUAUCCGUUCCAUCAAAUAUCCGUUCUUCACAUAAAUAAUUUAUGCAUGUUUGUUCAUGUUUUGUUUUUCUGAA